AGAAACUUAUAAAUAAUGGCUGAAGCUUUCAAGCGGAGUGGCGACGCGGUGGGCGCUGCAUUUCGGUACUUACAAGCUAUCAGGAUUGCUGAGAUUCGACAGACUCUGGAAUUUUUGGGCGUGCAACAUGUUGAGGUCAUAUUAGCGCUAUUAUUUUUUGUAAUGCUCCAGUUUACAAAAUUCACUGCUGUUCUUGUGCUGGCUUGUAUGAUAGCUUAUGGUAUAUUCUAUAUGUGGGAUACUUGGUUUCCCGAGGUAAAGGAAGGUCUAUCGGGAACUUCACAAAAUGUUGACUAUGGCAAUCUAUAUGGCAAUUCUUAUUGGAGUAGUUAUGGUCCUAGCUAUGACCCUGGCAAUGUCGGUGGAAAUGGUUUUAGCAGUGGCACUAGCUCCAAUUAUGACUAUCCCUAUGUCACCCCAUACGCCGACUCAAAUCGUGAUGCACGAACAUCCGCUUUGUUCCCACCCUACUCAUACAGCGAGAUUGGAGGAGAUCACAUGUACGAUACGGAAGAGAAGCAUAUCCUCGUAAGAAACUUUUUCAGUCCAACGCCGCCAUCAACCCCUAUUCAUCCUCCGCCGGCACAAGAUAGUCCAAACCAGAGGAAAUUGGUCCCAUCAGGAGCUAAUACACCCGUAGGUCACCGACUUUCGUCUGCUGAUAUGCGGCCACAGCGAAGACUCAUUGCCACUACACUAGACGAUAACAGAUAUGCACGGCGGGAUCCUUUAGCUUUUCGCAGACUAAUUGCCAAUGAUUAUAGAAUGUAUAGGCCAACCACUUCAAAUGAUGCUCACCAGUAUCUUAAUUAUUCAAUACCUGUACCGGAGGAGAGAGCAAGAAGAUUACCUGGUUUAUUUGAUGAAUACAUGAUGAAAAAUCGACGAAACAAUGAAAAGAGAUCGUCUGCCCAAAAAAAGUACUCUGGUUUUGAACAGUCUGAGCGCUUAAAAAAUACUUCGCGUGAUAACAUAUUUCAUAGAUCGCGCAAUCUUCCAGGAGGUUUACCUAUCCGCUCCAGCGUCCCCCAUGGUCGGUCUAAUGUCGGAAAUUACAAUGCCUUGGAAGGAAAUGCAAGAAGGAAAGGGCGAAAAUGAUCGAAACAGUUAAUCCAUAUAAAACAUGGGUUCAAUAUAAAAAGUGUUUCAAUUUUCGUCCAAGCUUAGAUAUUCUAUUAUAAAGCCCACCUAUAUAUGCCUACUUACAAUCAUUCGGAAAAUUCAUUGAGAUAUAAAUUAAGAGUUAAUAAAAAAUGCAAUAUUUUGUAUUGAGGAAACAAA
Drosophila innubila is the source of this 1281-nucleotide messenger RNA. RefSeq lists its product as uncharacterized. Bases 16 to 1098 code for a protein of 360 amino acids. Lineage: Eukaryota; Metazoa; Arthropoda; Insecta; Diptera; Drosophilidae. The record is from RefSeq and is a predicted model, not a curated record. The transcript has 3 exons.